Parasteatoda tepidariorum (common house spider) is the source of this 1961-nucleotide messenger RNA. Its product is annotated as T-complex protein 11-like protein 1. The record is from RefSeq and is a predicted model, not a curated record. Lineage: Eukaryota; Metazoa; Arthropoda; Arachnida; Araneae; Theridiidae. Gene Ontology annotation, biological process: signal transduction.
GAAUUUCCCUAUUUGGGCACUAAUAAAAUUGAAUGUUAUAGAAAUAGAACUCAAUUGCUUCAUUUUUGUCGUGUGUUUAUGCCAAACGUUCUUCUUCUAAAAUUAAACUGCUGUGUUUCCGAAUUUAAUUUACAGAAUUUUUUAAAUAAAUUAUUAGAAUUAAAAUUUCGACUUUUCUAAAUUUCUGUUUUGAUUGGUUCUAAUUUGUGAUAAGCCAGUUUUAGAACAUGGAUUCAAACCAAGAGAAAGAGGAUGAAGCUAAUUCAAAUAAAGAACAAAGUACUGGUGAAAGAAGUUCAUCUGUCCCCAAAGAUAUCCAGUGCACAAGCAAUACUAGACAAAGAACAACUUCAGAUUCAGAAUUUCCGUCAAUUGUCCCUGCAUCUCCACCAGCUUUUGUUUCGCUUGAACAAAUAUUAAAGGCAGCAGAAGAUGUCUCAAACUCGGGAAUCAAUAUGGCUCUUGCCCAUGAAAUAGCUGUAAAUAAGGAUUUUAAAUUGCAGCAAAAUGCUCCUAAAUCGGGUUUGGAGCAAAGAGUAAGUGAAAUCUGUCACAGAGCGUUUUGGGACGUUUUGAAUAAUGGAAUUGCUAGCGAUCCUCCAGAUUAUCAUCAUGCUAUGAUAUUAUUAAAAGAAGUUAAGGAGAUUCUUUUGUGGCUAUUAUUACCUCAUAACAGUCGCUUGAAAAACGAAAUAAAUGAAGUGUUAGAUAUUGAUCUGAUAGAGCAACAAGCUAAAAAUGGCGCCAUAGAUGUAUUAAGUUAUGCACAAUUUAUAAUUUCCACUAUGUCUCGUAUAUGUUGCCCAGCAAGAGAUUCUAAAAUACAAGAACUUCGGCAGCUUACAGAAAUAGUUCCACUUUAUAAAGGUAUCUUAGAAACAUUGGAUGUCAUGAAAUUGGAUAUGGUGAAUUUCACUAUUUCUCACAUACGGCCUCAUAUCCAACAACAAUCAGUUGAGUACGAAAAAAGUAAAUUUCAAGAAAUUAUACGUUCCUUGGAAAGUUUGACACCACCUGUUGAUGGGUUGAAAUUCACUAGAUUGUGGCUUCAAAAGGCUUAUACAGAGACUGUUGCUGAAUCUGGUGAUGCAAAACCUACUAUUUCUACAUUAAUCAGCAAAGCAUACAUUAAAAUUUUAAUAUGGAAAGAAACUGAGAAUUUUCCCGAGACUUUACAUCUGGACCACGAGCGUUUUAUCACUCUACGGCAUAAUUUUACUGUGAUGAUAUUAAUUGCUACUGUGAUAUUGGUGACAUAUUCUAUAGUUGGUCCAGCUAUUCAAGGCAUCACUGACUUUAAAGAAACUUUAAAAAAGCAUUUGCAGAUUAUAUUGGCUGAUGCACCACAAUGCAGUUCAAGCGAUUUGGAGUCAAAAAUGGAAGCAGCUGGUUUGCAAGUUUCUAAGGAAGUGAAUGAAUGUUUACAAUCUCAUGGAUAUCCAAUUUUAAACAAGGAAAAGGAAUCACUUCUGAUUUCAUCAAUUAAAAAUAUUUCGAAUGAAGAUCAACAUGUGCGACAACUUCUCACAAAACGAUUAUUAGAGUUCAUAGAGCUUUCGCUGCACACUAAAUCUGCUGUGAGAAUACCACCUGGUCUUUCAUCAUUACAACAUGAACUUUCUGCAUUCACUGGACAAUUUUUCUCACUUGUGAAACACAAUCAGCUGGUGUUUGGUGAUUACUACAAUAAUAUAUUGGAAAAACUUUUGGCAAAUGAAUGAAAUUCAUUGCCAAAACCGUUGUUAUUGUUUUGUUUGUAGAAUAUUUUUAUUAUGGUAUAUUUAGACUUCAAAAUGAAUGGAUAAUAAUAUUUAUUUUAUUUUUUACUUUAAUGCAUUUUCUUUUUUUUAAAAAAACAAUAAAAAAAAAGAUUUGAAAAUAAUGUUUAUAAUUAUAUUUUAUCACUAAUUUGUGAUAUUAUUUACAUACUUACACUCAACAAUAAAUAUUUACUUAACUUA